Drosophila takahashii is the source of this 865-nucleotide messenger RNA. RefSeq names its product Thioredoxin T (gene TrxT). Gene Ontology annotation, cellular component: cytosol. Gene Ontology annotation, molecular function: protein-disulfide reductase activity. The record is from RefSeq and is a predicted model, not a curated record. NCBI's taxonomy places the organism in Eukaryota, Metazoa, Arthropoda, Insecta, Diptera, Drosophilidae.
AGGCUUGUUCCAAUGAAUUUUGUCUUCCUUAUUAAUUGACGGAUCCCAGCUCGUUCAUUUCGGCCUGAUAUUUCGCUGUGAGCAGUCGUUCCGCUCCCAAAUUUCCAAAUUAAAAUCAUGGUGUACCUGGUGAGGAACAAGGAAGAUCUCGACCAGCAGCUGGCCCUCGCCGAGGACAAGCUGGUGGUGAUCGAUUUCUAUGCCAACUGGUGCGGUCCGUGCAAGAUUAUAGCCCCAAAACUGGAGGAGCUGGCCGAGCUGUAUUCGGACCGGGCGGUUGUGCUCAAGGUGAAUGUGGACGAGAACGAGGACAUCACGCUGGACUACAAUGUGACCAGCAUGCCGACCUUUGUCUUCAUCAAGGCCGGCGAGGUCCUGGAGCUCUUCGUUGGCGGCAAUCCGGAUAAGCUGGCCAAGUCCAUGGAGAAGUAUGUCGACGAUGUGGCGGCGGAUGUGGAGGCCACCGAGCAGCGAGGACUGCCGGGAUCCGAGGAUGCGUGCAGUGCCGGGCCAAGUGCCUCCUCCAGUGGCAGUGUCAACGAUGUGGUCAUCAGCGAGCUGGAGGAGCACGACCAGGAGGCCGUCUUGGACCACUAAUACCGAAAUAAUGCCGUUCAAAAUAGCCUCAUAGCUUCGAGUUCCUGUUACAAACAAGCCAACACAACACCCGAUAUCCCGAGAGAAAAACACACCCUACUGAUGAUGAUGCUUGUAAAUGUUAUAAGAUUGAUGUCAUGGAGGACCUGGGACCUUCCUCAAGCAAAACUCCUCGUCAACACUACACAUCCAAAUACUUCCAAGUGGUCGCCAUCAUUGUAAUCUUAUAACAUUGACAAUAUGCUGCGCACACGAAUUAUCCUUAAAU